Salvelinus fontinalis (brook trout) is the source of this 3137-nucleotide messenger RNA. RefSeq names its product tRNA methyltransferase 2 homolog A (gene trmt2a). The transcript has 12 exons. Lineage: Eukaryota; Metazoa; Chordata; Actinopteri; Salmoniformes; Salmonidae. The record is from RefSeq and is a predicted model, not a curated record. Gene Ontology annotation, biological process: RNA processing. Gene Ontology annotation, molecular function: RNA binding; RNA methyltransferase activity. The coding region runs from base 122 to 1999 and encodes 625 amino acids.
GUCAAAGUUCAUAUUUUCCACGUGUCCCACAACAUGGCAGCCCGCGGUUUCUUAUAGUCAGAAGUGAAUUGCCCUUAAGCAAAUAUUAUUUGUCAGAGCUGUAAAAGCAGAAGUGAAGAACAUGACAGAUGUUGGUGACAUCCCAGUGGUAGGUUCUCCUUCACUGAAAGAGGAGAAGACAUCUGACCCCAAAGAAGAUGGGGUGAAAACAGAUGAACCCAAAGCUGAAGGUGGAGGAGAAGAAGCAGCUUCUUCCGACCCUAAUAAUCUGUACCGCUACGUCCAAGCGGACCUCUUCACCUCUGAGAUCUUCAAAGUGGAGAUCCAGAACCUUCCCAAAUUCAUCGGUUUCAACGACCUGAAGAAGUUCCUGGAGAAGCAUCGCCUUAACCCGCACAAGAUCAAACUGUUCGGGAAGCAGACGUUUGCCUUCGUCACCUUCAAGAACGAAGAGGAGAGGGACAAGGCCAUGAAGAUGGUGCACGGCAUGCAGUGGAAGGGCCGGGUGCUUAGUGUGCGCCUGGCCAAGCCCAAGGCAGACCCUAUGCUCAGGAAGAGGGGGCGGGAUGAGGCCGGGAGUGCCGGGCAGCCCCCCUCCAAGCGGCAGGAGGCAGAGGAGGACGAGGCGCCGCUCAGCAUACAGAUUGCCAACGUGGUGACGCCCCUGUGGAAUGUGCCUUAUGAGGAGCAGCUGAGGAGGAAGGAGCAGGAGGUGGAGGGGGUGCUGCAGAGACUGGCCAGAGAAAUAGGCAACACCAACAAAGCGAUGCUGCCCUGGCUGUUUGUGCAGAAGGAGAAGUACAAGAGAAUGUGUUGCCCUCUGGAAGAAAUUCGCCCAUCUCCGUCACAGGUUGAAUACAGGAACAAGUGUGAGUUUGUCAUUGGUAUUGGAGCGAAUGAAGAGGAUAAGACCAUAGGCUUCAGACUGGGGAAGUACAAAGGGGGCUCCUGUGCCGUGGUGGGACCCUCAGACAGCAUCCAUGUCACCACUGAGGCCAAGCGAGUGGUCAGUGAGUUCCAGAAAUUCAUCAGGACAACCCCAUACUCAGUGUACAGCCCUGAGACAUACGAGGGCCACUGGAAGCAGCUAACAGUGCGGACCACAAGAACCAAGCAGGCCAUGGCUAUGGUGUUCUUUAACCCACAGAAACUUGAGGAAAAAGAACUAAAUGUCCUGAAGAGCUCUAUGAAAGAGUAUUUCACAGAGGGUGACGGGAAAGAGAGUGGUGUAACCGCUCUGUACUUUGUGUCAGAGGGACAAAGGCAAUCCCCUAACCCGGAGGACUUGCCAUGUGAGCUGGUAGCUGGAGAGGAGUGUAUUCACGAGGAGCUUCUUGGCCUGAAGUUCAGGAUAUCCCCCCAUUCUUUCUUCCAGGUGAACACAGGGGCAGCAGAGGUGCUGUACUCAGCUGUAGGAGAAUGGGCCCAGCUGGACAAGGACAGCACUGUGCUGGACGUAUGCUGCGGAACAGGAACCAUUGGCAUCUCCCUGGCUAAGAGGGUGAGGAAGGUGAUUGGGAUAGAGAUGUGUCAGGAAGCAGUGAAGGAUGCCAAAGUCAACGCGAAGAUCAAUGGGCUGAGUAAUAUUGAGUUCCACUGCGGAAAGGCUGAAGAUGUGUUCCAGAUGGUGCUCAACGCUGUCGUAUCCCCCAGCAUCACAGCCAUCGUGGACCCACCGAGAGCGGGCUUACAUUCAAAGGUCAUUCUGGCAAUCAGAAGAGCGGAGCAUCUGAAAAGGCUGGUUUAUGUGGCAUGCAAUGCCAAGGCAGCCAUGAACAACUUCAUAGAUUUGUGCAGGGCUCCCUCCAACCGUGUACGUGGAGCUCCGUUCCGUCCGGUGCGGGCAAUGGCUGUGGACCUCUUCCCCCAGACCAUGCACUGUGAGAUGCUGCUGCUCUUUGAGAGAGUGGAUUACAGCUCCAAGAGCAGCAGUGAGAAACCUGAAGAAAUGACCCAGGGCACUAGCGAGAAGCCAGAAGAGACAACCACCACAACUUAAUAGCACAACCUUUGACCCUGUGCAGUCUCACUAUCUGUUCAUUAAGUUCAAUUGUUUUCUAUACGUUAAUAUGUAAUCAACGUUAUAUGGAUUCUGUAGUUCUUAUACUGUACCAUUAGGGGCAGGAUAACACUGCAUUGUUUAUUUUUUUAUUUUAAUUUUAAAUACUGCCUUGCUGUGUAAUAUUGUUUUACAACUUAAAAAUAAAAAGAUCCCUUGUUGAUGACUAAUACAAGCAGGGGUCAUUUCAAAGCAGGAGCCAGCCAUGACAACUUUAUUUGCAUAAAUGAAUUUCACUGAAAGUCAGCUAUCCCAAGUCGCAGUUACAUACUUCAUUUUCUAGGCAGCAAUAUCUAGCAAAUAACUUCAAGUGUAAAAAGCAUUUUCACACACACUUGGUAAGACAGAACACACAGGGGGAAGCACAUUGGUAAAGCAAUCUACUCUAACACAGCAGCCUUGUUCCCAUAUACCAGGGGUGUCAAACUCAUUCCACGGAGGGCCUAGUGUCUGCAGGUUUUUGGUUUUUCCUUUCAAUAAAGCCCUAGACAACCAGGUGUGGGGAGUUCCUAACUAAUUAGUGAUGUUAAUUCAUCAAUCAAGUAUAAGGGAGGAGCGAAAACCCGCAGACACUCGGCCCCCCGUGGAAUGAGUUUGACACCUGUGCCAUAUACGAUGAAGUGUUAAGGUGCAGUCGACAUUCAGGAAAAGCCACACCAACGAAAAUACUUCACACAAUGAAUGCACAGCAAUUUAUAUUUUGUUCUAGCAGGUAUUGCAUCUUUUUUUCCCCUUUCAUGUACUAUGUGCAGCAACCUACAGUAUUCUAUAAAAAUGCAUAAGACUAAGCUUUGGUUCACACUGCUCCUUUAGCUAUCAGAUGUAAUAAUGACAUGAUCGUAUUUUGUUGAGGUAAAGUGUACCAACUUCAUUUCUGUAGAUUACCUUUUGAGGAGAGGAUUGCAGUUCCACAUAUCAAUGCUUGAAAAUGUGAUUGAUCAGUUGUCACAAUGAUUGCAAACAAACGUAUUUAAAAUCCAUAUAUACUAAAGGAAAUUCUUUCAAAAUAUGAAUAUUACUGUCUUGUCAUAUUAUUACAAACACUAAUAGGCUAAACAAUAAAUGCUGUAUCAAGUAA